AUGACAUUGCCGCAACAGGUAUUAAUAGGGAUAAUGGUCCUAAGUACAUCACGGCGCGCGCAAACGGAAAAGCCGGCGGACGACGCGGCAUGCGCAAACCUGUGCGCGUGCAUCGCUCGCACUCACAAACGCUUAAAUCUGUAUGAAAUUACGUACGCAUCGGCAGCCAGCCAACAGCGAAGCAACCACGAAAACUACAACAAACUUAUUGUGGCGGCAACAGUAGGUGACGCCAACCUAAAACGCAAGCUUGUGCCUGUAAUAGCGGCCGGCGGGGAAAUCCUUGAAGAAUGUGCAGACCUUCCCGACAAGCUACAGAAACAAACGAAAGACCUAACGGAAGGCGUAAAUCAGCUGACCCGCUCGUGGAAGAUUAUGGAUGCGAUGACGGCGACGUCAAGACGGUUCAAAGUAACAGCAACGGGCGGCACACCGUUCGCACAGCUCCCGACGCCGUCGGCACUCGCGGCACGAGACGACAAGCCGUGUCCAAGCUUGACUGACAGUGAAGACCUACUGCAAAUAGAUAAAGCAACCGAAGCGAAACAGCCGGCGCUGCCGGAGCAAGCAUACGCCUUAAAAGUCGUCUACAAAUGCACGCACAACGGCGCAGCCAGCUGCCACAGCACGCAGAUAGCAGAAAAUGGCUUCGUCGAACUAGAGCUCACAGGCGGGCCAGCACAAAAUCAAGGGACAGCAGCCAGCAGACUUGGGACGAGCCUAGAGAACGGCAUCAAUCUCGAGGUCACGCCACUAAAAAUAACAGGCGACCUACUAAAGAAAGUAAACGCCAACUUCACAGCCGCAAAACAGCUGCUACAAAACCAGUCAUGCUCAAAAGAUCUAAGGGAGUACUCAGCAUUGUCCGGAACACAAGUAUUCGGCAAACUAGCAACAAAGGCGCUAUUGCGGCUGUACGACAAAGAAUCGAUAGAUACAGGAGAUCAGCAGGCCCAAGCCGCCACAAAGGAUGCAUAUGGUCAAACAGGCGAAAAGCUCGCCACUAACGUGUGGCAACUAGUCGACGAUAUUAAAGUCCCCGUAACCGGCGAUGGCAAGGAACAAAAUACAGCACUAAACAGCGUCACAACUAUGAGACAACUUGGCGACUCCGUAGCAAGACUACUGCUAAAAGAAUUAAAAAGUGAGGAGGAAAAAGAAACUAAAAACAAAAAUGCUGAAGAAGAACAAAAUAAGGAAUGCAGUGACAAAAAUGGAACCGACUGCACAAGGAUUUGCGUUAUGGUAGAGGGAGUUUGCACACCAAAAAAGAAGGGAGAGGAUGAAAACAAAGAGAAAACCGGAACCACAAACACCACAGGAAGCAAUUCUUUUGUCAUUAAAAAGGCUCCUCUUUGGCUUGCGUUUUUUAUUCUAGCGUGUGACUUUUAA
Molecule: messenger RNA, 1392 nt
Organism: Trypanosoma brucei brucei TREU927
Lineage: Eukaryota; Euglenozoa; Kinetoplastea; Trypanosomatida; Trypanosomatidae
Product: variant surface glycoprotein (VSG), putative
Exons: 1
Coding region: 1-1392 (463 amino acids)
Biological process (GO): symbiont-mediated evasion of host immune response
Source: RefSeq, a predicted model, not a curated record